Molecule: messenger RNA, 3772 nt
Organism: Brassica napus (rape)
Lineage: Eukaryota; Viridiplantae; Streptophyta; Magnoliopsida; Brassicales; Brassicaceae
Product: cytochrome P450 705A22-like
Exons: 7
Coding region: 134-1648 (504 amino acids)
Cellular component (GO): membrane
Molecular function (GO): iron ion binding; heme binding; oxidoreductase activity, acting on paired donors, with incorporation or reduction of molecular oxygen, NAD(P)H as one donor, and incorporation of one atom of oxygen
Source: RefSeq, a predicted model, not a curated record
AACUUGCACUACUUUCACGUGUUCUAAAAGAACCUUUCUUCCGCUGGUCUGGUUUAUAUAAACAGAGCAUGUUCGAUCCUUGAACAACGAACACCUCUUGUUUCAUCUCCCUCUUCUUCACUUUUAGCAAAUAAUGAUCAACGUCGUCAUGAUGAUUCUCCUAUGCCUCAUCUCACUUCUAUGUUUCUUUACCUUCUUCAAGAAACCAAAGGAUAGCUCUGAUUUGCCUCCAAGGCCUCCUUCUAUGCCAAUCAUUGGUCAUCUUCACCUUCUGCUCUCUUCUUUAAUCCACAAGUCUUUCCAGAAAAUCUCAUCCAACUACGGUCCUCUCCUCCAUCUCCGCAUCUUUAACGUCCCUAUAGUCCUCGUCUCCUCUGCUUCAGUGGCUAACGAGAUAUUCAAGUCCCAUGACGUGAACAUCUCCUCUCGAGGUCUCCCUCCCAUCGAUGAGUCCCUCUUUUUCGGUUCUUCAGGUUUCUUCUCCGCUCCACAUGGAGAUUACUGGAAGUUCAUGAAGAAGCUCGUCGUCGCCAAGCUUCUUGGACCGCAAGCAAUCGAGCGGUCAAGAACCAUCCGUGCGGAGGAGUUAGAGAGGUUUUACUUUGAUCUGCUCGAAAAAGCGAUGAAGAAAGAGACAGUUGAGAUACGUAGAGAAGCGAUGAAGUUCACUAACAACAGCACAUGCAAGAUGAUUAUUGGGAGGAGGUGUUGGGAGGAGAACGGUGAAGGUGAGAGAGUCAGGGGAUUGAUUACUGAAUCUAUUGCCUUGACGAAGAAGGUUUUAUUUGCAACCUUGUUGCGCAAGCCACUUGAGAAGCUAGGGAUCCCACUUUUUAAGAAGGAGAUAAUGGAUAUUUCCGGUAGAUACAACGAGGUGCUUGAGAGCUUUCUUGUGGAACACGAAACGAAACUGGAGAAGCAUCAUCUACAUCAAAGUAAGGAUUUGAUGGAUGUGUUGUUAGAAGCUAAAGAAGACGAAAACGCCGAGUAUAAGAUCACUAGGGAUCACAUCAAGUCCUUGUUUGUGGAGCUUUUCCUUGGAGGCACAGACACAUCAAAGCAAACAAUACAGUGGACAAUGGCUAGAAUCAUUAACAACCCUAAAGUUAUUGAGAGAUUAAGAGAAGAGAUGGAUUCCGUUGUAGGGAAAUCAAGAUUGAUUCAAGAAACUGACUUACCAAACCUUCCCUACUUGCAAGCAGUAAUCAAAGAAGCACUAAGGAUGUAUCCACCCGUACCUCUCUUUGGAAGGAGGCUCCAAGAAGGAUGCAAGAUGGGAGGGUUCUAUGUCGCGGAGAAGACAACACUUGUAGUUAAUGGUUAUGCUAUCAUGAGAGAUCCUAAUUACUGGGAAGAUCCUGAUGAGUUUAAGCCAGAGAGGUUCUUAGGAGAGCAAGGGGACGAGAUAAGAGAGCAAGUACUGAAGUACCUUUCUUUCGGGAGUGGUCGGAGAGGAUGUCCUGGAUCAAACCUAGCUUAUAUCUUUCUAGGAACAGCUAUUGGAAUGAUGAUUCAGUGUUUUGAUUGGAGAACUGAAGAAGUUAAGGUUAACUUGGAAGAGACUCUUUCAGGAAUGGUCUUGACAAUGGCUCAUCCCCUUAAGUGCAUUCCUGUUCCUCGAAUCUGUAGCUUCCCAGUUCAUCACUGAUAUAUCAUUACCUUGUAACUAAAGUGUCCGUAUGAUUGUUAAGGACUUGUAAUCUAACCUAUACUAAAAGGGUUAUAUGAGCAUCAGUGAAGCUGUCCAAGUAGGACAAUUAAAUCAGCCAAUCAAGAGGCUUCUCUACGACACGUCAGACACGGUUUAACCAAAGGCGAUUCUCGAUCCCUUUUCUUUUCGUCUUCUCCGUCAUCUUCGUUUCGUGCGAUCGCCAAUCUGGCUUACUAGCAAUCAAUCCCAUCUCCAUUCUUAAACGCAAUUUGAUCUUAUUAAUGGAGACUCCUGCCUUUCUCGAUCUGAGAUUCUAUAUAUAUAGAUCUCGCACUUCACCUCUUCUCUUCACUUCAUCUGGCUUCAAAAAUUCUUUUGGAUAAACUAUUCGCUCGGACACAUGAACAAACGAAGCUGCGCUAAUGGUUUUGUUGAAACGUGAAGAAGACUUGCAGGACGCAGAGAGGAAGGUUCUCUCUUUUGUUUUUGCGUUAUCUUCUCCUUCCUCGCUUCUCUCCCAUGAGAAGCCUCUGUCUUUCCUCUCGAUGUCCCUCUCCGUCUCCGAAGCUGCCGCUCCUCCUCCUUUGGCUUCAGCUAUUCCUUUUCCUUUUAUAUCUUCCCUCAGAGAUUUAAUCUACGGCUUCCGUCGACAGUAGAAGAUAAGAACUGUCAGGAGAAAGAUGAAGAUCAGAACUCCGCCGGCGGCGCUUCCAGCGAUGAUUCCGAUUAGUUUCACUGUGAUCACAGAUAUUCUUUAUUUUUUUCUUAUCCACCAAUUUCUUGGCAAUUUGGGAAUUCAGAAACAGAAUAUUUCUUAUGGCUAUUUGUUCACCAAUUUGGGAGGUCAGCCAUUUGGUCAAGUCCCAGUUUUACUAGACGGACAUCUAAAGUUGACUGAAUCCCAAGCCAUAUCACUAUACAUCGAGAGUGCUCAUAGACAUUUAUUUUCCUCAAACUUUCCCUAAUGACAACUUUGCAGCCUCAUUUAUCCUGAAGACAGGCAGCUCAGAAUGUAAAAAUUGAGGUCAACUGAUGGGCAUCCAUAUGCUGCUGCUAGAUUCCAAGCGUUUUCUUCUCAGGUUAAGCUUAGAUACGUUUUAUGUGAUCAGUUUGUUUGUGAAAGUUUUGCAAAGAGAUUUCCGAAAACCCAAUUUACUCUGCUCCAGUUGCAACCAAAGGCAUAAGCGUCAAUGAACCUGUAAUAUGGAUGGUUUUGGGAGAGGUGAUGCCCGACCGAAGCGUUGUUGGUUGGAUUCUUAGGGAUGUGAAGGGAGAAAUGAAGUGUCUUAGAGGAGCCCCAUCUGUUUCGAGGUCCUUUACUGACUUGUGAGAUGAAGCAGAAGCAUUGAUAUGAUAUGGAGUGUUAUUUGUAUACUUGGACUAUAAGAAAUUCAGCAUUUUACCACCUUGGCUCUGACCAAUGUGAAGUUAGAGGUCAGCUGUUUCAAGGAAAGUGACGUCUCAUAGUUCAAUUUAUACUUUUGUUGAUUUUGGUGGAACGAAUGGUGUUAUUUUAAUAAUGCCAAGAUCUGUUUGAUGAAUUUCUAGGAGGCUAGGAACACUGUCAAACAAGAGGGAGCCAUUUGCAAGAUCAGUGGCUUUGAUGUUGCAAGAAGCAACACCCACUUUAAACUCUCUACAACGAUGUGUCUUAGUGUUUUUUGACGAACUGUGUCAUGCAUCUUUUCUUUGAUCGCCAUCAGCGUCCACGUGCAGCAACAUUUGCAAAUCAUGGAGGGAACGAUUUUCCUGGAGAUAAAACGCCUGGUGUCAAAUAUCUCUCCUGCAGCUGCUCUGAUGGAGAAUGGUCAAAUGGUAAUGACCAGAGCAACGAAAGUGUGUAAACCCCUCGAACCUGGCGAGCCCAUCCGGUGGAGCAGCUUCAGUUGCAGAAUACAAUUGUGAGCAGACUAUCAUGAUGAAGACCCGGUUCAAGUUGCUGGAAACACACUAAAGAAGGCACGCACCGAGUAAUUGCUAAGGCUAUCGAACUUGAGACCUCCCUAUUUCCCUUUUGCUUCAUUGCAGUAUUGUUUAUAAAAAAAGAAAUUCAUAGUUUGUUUUGUUUCAUGGACCAUGUUUGCAACUUCUACCACAAUUAAAACUUAUUAUUACUUAUUA